GAGAGCGAGUCCCUUGGUCUGAACUUCACUCCCAGGGCCAUCCAGCCUUUGGACCUGCAGGUGAAGAUGACAUUUCUGCUGAUCACCAUGACUUACCUUUGUGCUCACACAUUGAUGGACACCCCUCAGGUGAAUUGCCAGCCGGUGCUGGACAUGGCAUGCGAUGCUUUUGAUGACCAGUAUAUCGGCUGCACAGAGGACAUGGAAAAUAUAAUCAAGUCUGAACUGCUGUGGAAAGAGAAGUCAACGCACAAGAUGUUUAGCAAAACAUGGGAAGCUGCGGAAAAAAAAUGGAAUACUAGGAAGAAAAACCUCUCUCUGCCUAGAGGGUUUAAGGAUGAGAAUGGAAUAGCAAUCCUGGCCUAUACCAGAGGAGGUAAGAAACCUUUGUACCAGGACUUCAACAAAGCCGUGAGAGAGGCUGGUAAAUCCCGAGCUUAUUAUCUCAAACAUUUCCCAUUCAAAGCCCUUCAUUUUUACUUGACCAGAGCAUUGCAGCUCCUGAAGAGAGACUGUGCUGAGAUGUACGAGACGGAGGUGUACAGGGGAGUCCGUUCUCUCCGCUACCAACCCGGUAAGAGAGGUGGCAUGGUCCGAUUUGGGACGUUUGCCUCUUCAUCUUUAAACAGGGACGUAGCUCACAGAUUUGCCUCAGGCACAUUCUUCACCAUCCGGACGUGCUUCGGGGUCCCCAUCGCAGACUUCUCUUAUAUCCCAGACGAGGCAGAAGUGCUGAUUCCAGUCUAUGAGAAAUUUAGGGUGUGCAACUUCACCCAGGACAACAACAGCAACUUAUUUGUCCUCCACAGCACAAACCGGACCUUCAGCCGUUACAACUGCGUCUACAUAGGUCAGUAG
Molecule: messenger RNA, 858 nt
Organism: Trachemys scripta elegans
Lineage: Eukaryota; Metazoa; Chordata; Testudines; Emydidae
Product: ecto-ADP-ribosyltransferase 5-like
Exons: 3
Coding region: 67-858 (263 amino acids)
Molecular function (GO): NAD+ poly-ADP-ribosyltransferase activity; NAD+-protein-arginine ADP-ribosyltransferase activity
Source: RefSeq, a predicted model, not a curated record